CAACAAUUAUCUUUUAAGAUUCCAGAUCAUGGCCAAGCGCAAGAGAGAAGAAGCAACCAAGGACGCUCAAGUCUCGAGCCAGCAACCAUCAAAGGCUGUCAAAUCAACAAUCAGUCAUGAGACUCGCUCAUCCUCUGUAGAUUUACCGGCCGUCACUGUGCAAAUAAUCACUGGAUCAUAUGAACGGGUGCUGCAUGGUUUCACUGCUGCCAUUCCCCCGUCUUGUUUCUCAUCCAGUGAUGAGAAGGAGCCUUCCGCUCACUCGUCCGCAGUACAAUUCGUUGAUACCUUCUUGUUUGAGGCUCAUGCAUCCGCCAUCCGUUGCCUCGCCUUGUCUCCUCGACCAAAUGCAGACUCGACCGAGGAAUCGCCAAAAGUCAUUCUGGCGAGCGGUGCAACAGAUGAGACUAUCAAACUUUAUUCUUUGUCGGCCGCCCCUCUUGAGGUAAAUGAGCAGUAUCCCUCCAUUCCGACUCUCGCGGGUAACAAAAUCCUCGAGAACCCGAAGAAUCGAGAGCUGGGCACAUUGCUACACCACUCUUCGAGUAUAUCGGCUCUGCAUUUCCCAUCGCGCUCGAAGCUUUUGGCUGCUUCAGAGGAUAAUACUAUCUCCGUCACCCGGACUCGCGACUUUGCUGUUGUAUCUACCAUUAAAGCUCCCCGCCCGAAAGUUCAAGGGAGACCCAGCGGAGACACAGCUCCUCCUGGAGGAUCGCCGUCUGGUGUCAAUGACUUCGCCGUGCAUCCCAGUAUGAAACUGAUGCUUAGCGUGGGGAAGGGUGAGAAAUGUAUGAGGCUUUGGAACCUGGUUACGGGUAAGAAGGCUGGUGUGUUGAACUUCAGUAGAGAGAUUCUACAGGCAGUUAAAGAAGGCAAGUGGAGUACUGGUGAGGGAAGGAAGAUUGUCUGGGACACUAAGGGCGAGGAAUUUGCCGUUGCAUUUGAGUGGGGAGCUGUUGUCUUCGGAAUUGAUUCGACCCCAAUCUGCAGGAUAUUCCCGAACCCCCGGAGCAAGAUCCAUCAAAUGAAGUAUAUCAACAAAGAUCCAUCUGCUGAGGAUGGUGACGAACUACUCGCUGUCUCAACAGAAGAUGGCAGGGUUAUCUUCUACUCCACCAAAAAAUUUCAAAAGCCACAGGAUGAUGAUGAUUCGCCGAUCCCUUACGCCGAAGCCGUUGCUGAACUUGGCGGCAAAGCGUCUGGUUUCUCGGGGAGAGUGAAAGAUUUCGAUGUCCUAAGCCUGAAAGAUGAAACAACAGGCCCCCAAGACGGUUUUCUGGUGAUCACGGGCAAUAGCGAAGGCGUUAUACGCGUAUGGUAUGUACCUGGAGAAGACCUCACUGGCAAGGAAAAGAGUGGAAAGACCAGUAAAACCAAAGACGAGAAAGCUUCAAAAACCCCUCAGGUGGGUAAAUUUUUGGAUGCUUAUGAAACCGGAAAUCGGAUCACCUGUCUUAAGGGGUUUGUGAUGCUGCCUUCGGAGGACCCCUCGAGCCUUCUAGAUUCCGAAGAGGAAUUCGAAGGCUUAGACAGUGACGAGGAAGAGGAGUCUGAGAGUGAAGAAAGCGAUGCCUAACCAUUUGGAUGUCAGUUGAUUAUUCCAGUUUGCAAUGUAUACCCUACGAUUUGUUGUUAGACUAGAAGAAUGUAAAAGAAAACCAAAUGCUUGUCAGAAACGAUUGUCUAGCACCUUCAACCGCUCUUUUAUCUUUUCCUUCUCCUUGACUAUAAACACAGCUAGGUCUCUCGGGAGAUAGUAUCAUCCACCACGGGCUAGAAAGAAGAAUAGACAAAGUCAGUGGUAGAAUUAAAGCGAAGGAGUCACUCAAUGAUUCUGAAGUAAUAUAUAACAAUCAACUGUAGAAGUUCCCCAAUCUGUUGUAUAAAUUUCACUCGCUCAUUCGGAGAUCUCAAUUUGAAUUGAGUCAACUGGC
Molecule: messenger RNA, 1934 nt
Organism: Aspergillus caelatus
Lineage: Eukaryota; Fungi; Ascomycota; Eurotiomycetes; Eurotiales; Aspergillaceae
Product: putative 60S ribosome biogenesis protein Mak11
Exons: 2
Coding region: 29-1576 (515 amino acids)
Molecular function (GO): protein binding
Source: RefSeq, a predicted model, not a curated record